GACUAUAAGUAGACGAUCUCUUUGUGUCUCUUAUUUUCACAUAAUCAUCAGAUCACAAGAUUUUGGUUUUGAGCUUCUUCGAUUCACACCCAAGUUUCUUCUGGAUUUGAGAUCUCUCUCAAACAAUGGCGGCUACAAGUGAGAAACAGAACAGCACUAAGCCUCCUCCUUCUCCUUCUCCUCUCCGCAAUUCCAAGUUUUCUCAGUCCAAUAUGAGGAUCUUGAUUUCUGGAGGAGCUGGGUUCAUUGGUUCUCACUUGGUUGAUAAGCUCAUGGAAAAUGAGAAGAAUGAGGUGGUUGUUGCUGAUAACUAUUUCACUGGAUCAAAAGAAAACCUGAAGAAGUGGAUCGGUCACCCGAGAUUUGAGCUUAUUCGUCACGAUGUUACGGAGCCUUUGUUGAUCGAGGUUGAUCGGAUUUACCAUCUUGCUUGUCCUGCCUCUCCUAUCUUCUACAAGUACAACCCUGUUAAGACAAUCAAGACCAAUGUGAUCGGUACAUUGAACAUGCUCGGUCUUGCCAAGCGUGUUGGAGCAAGAAUUUUGCUCACCUCAACCUCGGAAGUGUAUGGAGAUCCUCUCAUCCACCCUCAACCUGAGAGUUACUGGGGAAAUGUCAACCCAAUUGGGGUUCGGAGUUGCUAUGAUGAAGGCAAGCGUGUAGCAGAGACUUUGAUGUUUGAUUACCACAGACAACACGGCAUUGAAAUCCGUAUUGCUAGAAUUUUCAACACUUAUGGUCCUCGAAUGAACAUUGAUGAUGGGCGUGUUGUGAGCAACUUCAUUGCUCAAGCACUCAGGGGGGAGUCAUUGACAGUUCAGAAACCUGGGACCCAGACCCGCAGUUUCUGUUAUGUUUCCGACAUGGUGGAUGGACUUAUCCGUCUUAUGGAAGGCGAAGAUACUGGCCCUAUCAACAUCGGUAAUCCAGGUGAAUUUACAAUGGUGGAACUAGCUGAAACCGUUAAGGAGCUAAUUAAUCCAAGCAUAGAGAUAAAGAUGGUGGAGAACACGCCAGACGAUCCAAGACAGAGGAAACCAGACAUUAGUAAGGCCAAAGAAGUGUUGGGCUGGGAGCCAAAGGUGAAGCUCAGAGAAGGACUUCCCCUUAUGGAAGAAGAUUUCAGACUAAGGCUUAACGUCCCAAGAAACUAAAACGCAACCGCAGAGGCGGUUUUGAGUUCACGAGUUGUUGAGCUGUUGAGUUAUAUGGAGAUGCUAUUAUACUACAAAGUUGUGCUGGUUUGGUUUCAUGUGUCCUUCAUAUUUUGCUUUUGUUCCUAGAGAAAAUAAGUUUUGGUCUAGGGGUCUGUUUAUGAAGAACGACUCUUUCUUGUUUUUUUCUUCUUCAAAAUAUAUAUUGUGGUUCCUGGUUUAUUGUUUUGCGGCUCUAAUGAAUAUAUUUUCACAUUUAUUA
Molecule: messenger RNA, 1416 nt
Organism: Capsella rubella
Lineage: Eukaryota; Viridiplantae; Streptophyta; Magnoliopsida; Brassicales; Brassicaceae
Product: UDP-glucuronic acid decarboxylase 3
Exons: 12
Coding region: 126-1154 (342 amino acids)
Biological process (GO): D-xylose metabolic process
Cellular component (GO): cytoplasm
Molecular function (GO): NAD+ binding; UDP-glucuronate decarboxylase activity
Source: RefSeq, a predicted model, not a curated record